AACGAGAGCCGGGAAGUGGCGCUGCUGCCGCUGCUGCUUUCUCGUCUCUGGCGCCUGACCCAUCCCAGCACCGGUGAUGCCAAGGCCGCUGCGAGGGGCGAGCGAGAGUCGGGGUUGAGCCCCAACUGAGCCGAGGGCUCGCGCUCUUCUGGUCUCCCGGGCCCGCCCCAUUAGAAGAAAUGAGUGGUGGAUUGGCCCCAAGUAAAAGCACAGUGUAUGUAUCCAACUUGCCCUUUUCCUUGACCAACAAUGACUUAUACCGGAUAUUUUCCAAGUAUGGCAAAGUUGUAAAGGUUACCAUUAUGAAAGAUAAAGAUACCAGGAGGAGUAAAGGGGUUGCAUUUAUUUUAUUUUUGGAUAAAGACUCUGCACAAAACUGUACCAGGGCAAUAAACAACAAACAGUUAUUUGGUAGAGUGAUAAAAGCAAGCAUUGCUAUUGACAAUGGAAGAGCAGCUGAGUUUAUCCGAAGACGAAACUACUUUGAUAAAUCUAAGUGUUAUGAAUGUGGGGAAAGUGGACACUUAAGUUAUGCCUGUCCUAAAAAUAUGCUUGGAGAACGUGAACCUCCAAAGAAGAAGGAGAAAAAGAAAAAAAAGAAAAUUCCUGAACCAGAAGAAGAAAUUGAAGGAGUAGAAGAGAGUGAAGAUGAAGGGGAAGACCCAGCUCUUGACAGCCUCAGCCAGGCCAUAGCUUUCCAGCAAGCCAAAAUUGAAGAAGAACAAAAAAAAUGGAAACCCAGUUCAGGGGGUCCCUCAACAUCAGAUGAUUCAAGACGCCCAAGGAUAAAGAAAAGCGCAUAUUUCAGUGAUGAGGAAGAACUGAGUGAUUAAAAUUAUAUUUAUUAUAUAAAUAUCAUUAAAAAAAUUUUUUUCAA
Messenger RNA from Equus quagga, 877 nucleotides. RefSeq names its product zinc finger CCHC-type and RNA binding motif containing 1 (gene ZCRB1). The record is from RefSeq and is a predicted model, not a curated record. The coding region runs from base 180 to 833 and encodes 217 amino acids. Gene Ontology annotation, biological process: mRNA splicing, via spliceosome. Gene Ontology annotation, cellular component: U12-type spliceosomal complex. Lineage: Eukaryota; Metazoa; Chordata; Mammalia; Perissodactyla; Equidae. Gene Ontology annotation, molecular function: zinc ion binding; RNA binding. The transcript is spliced from 8 exons.